UUAGUCAUACGGAUCACGUUGAGGUUUCCUAUAAAUGAGUCCUGGGCGCACCGAAGCGUCAGGAAGAAGCCAAAGAGACCGGUGAAACUGACCAGAGGAACUCGGAUCUCAAGACCUGCCAGUUCACCCUGGAGAAUGGAAAGCGUAAAAGCCAUCCUUGUGCUGAUCGUGGUGUUUGCACAGGCUUACUGCGACGAGGAGCCGUCGUUGGCCGCGGACGGGGGCUCCUGGAACCUCGACAGCGAGAACUGGCAGGAUAAUUUACCAGAAGACAACAACCUUAUCCAACAGUUUGCGCGCCUGGUAAAAAGAGCAAAAUUUGAUAAAUUCUAUGGCUUAAUGGGGAAACGUUCUUCUGGCCCAACACAAGCUGGUAUCGUUGGACGUAAAAGACAAAAGGGAGAGAUGUUUGUUGGACUUAUGGGACGUCGGUCUUCAAGUGCUGAGACACCAUCUGAGUGGGAAAAAACUCAGCACCAUGGAAGAAGGCGCAAAUAAUAUAGUGCAAAUGCAAAACUACAGGAAUGCCCUCUAUACCAUGCCAUCAGGAAGGGCAUCGUUUUUGGCUAAAAAGCCAGUAACUCAAAAUUUGUGUUUAAGUUUCUCGGAAUUUACCAACCAUCAAGGCUGAUGCAAAACCUCCACUUAAACAAUUCUCCUUGUGUAAUUUGUCAAAGUUGUUAGGUAUUUUAGUAUCCUUAUGUGAAUCUUUUCAGUUAAAGUUCACAAAGACGCAGGAACCCAAAUCAAACCAUAAUUAUGAUUCUCAGUAAUAUAUAAUGCCUCAGAUAUUGCACAGGGUCUGCGUCCUAUAGAAUUGGACAACAAAUGUACUUACUAAUAUAUUUUUGAAACUUGAAUUCAAAAAAAUGCUGAUGAUCUGAAGUCAUAAUAGUGGGUUGGAAGUGGAUCCGGCUCUGUGGUAUAAGUGUACUGUUAAUUUCAUGGUUUUAAUUCAGUUAGAUUUAAAGUUAAAAUUCUUAACAUUAGGACUCAUAUUUAAAUGCCAUUUGUUUAAAACAGAGCUUUGACAAUAGUUACACAUUUAUCAAUAGUCAGCUGUAGUAAGAAAGAAUAAAAGUUCAAGUAACAUUAAUGUAAAAUAGUUUUUUUACAAUCACUUUUAAAAACCCAUAGAUCAAAUAGGUACAUAGUGUGUACUUAUCAAGAUCCAGACAUGUGAGGUUUGGUAUUCAUUCAAUUGGCUAUUAUUAAGUUAAACAGCAAACAAAAGAAUGCAUUGAGUCAACAGUUUUAUGAUCUGUGAUGUACCAACAUUUUUACUUGUAGGAAACAGCAGCAGCAGUCCACAUUACCAACAAAAAUAUUUAUUUUCCGUGUCUGA
Pristis pectinata (smalltooth sawfish) is the source of this 1345-nucleotide messenger RNA. RefSeq names its product protachykinin-1-like. The coding region runs from base 136 to 498 and encodes 120 amino acids. Gene Ontology annotation, biological process: tachykinin receptor signaling pathway. The transcript has 6 exons. The record is from RefSeq and is a predicted model, not a curated record. NCBI's taxonomy places the organism in Eukaryota, Metazoa, Chordata, Chondrichthyes, Rhinopristiformes, Pristidae.